AUGAGACGAGCAUUACCAUCUUAUGGAAAACUGUCAAAAGAAGCCUCCGAGUGUAUGCAAGAAUGCGUAUCAGAGUUUAUAUCAUUUAUUACGUCACAAUCAGCAGAAAAGUGCUCGAUUGAACGACGAAAGACAUUAAAUGGUGAAGAUAUCUUAUAUUCAAUGUACACUCUUGGUUUUGAGAACUAUGCCGAGGCUCUUAAAAUAUAUCUUGCAAAAUAUCGGGAGUUUGAGCAAGAGGAAAGUGAAAUUCGACGGCAGAAGUAUUUAAUUCGUAAAGAGCAGAAACGUCGAGAAAGAUUAGCUAGGAAAAUGAGCAGCAAUUUAUCGAAUCAAGAUACAGCUGGAAUGGAAACUUUGUCCUAUGAUCUCAGCGAUGAAGAUAAUGAUUAUGAGUUCACUAGCAAAAUUUCCGACGAUAAGAGUGAAAGGGAUAGCAAUAUUUGA
Molecule: messenger RNA, 447 nt
Organism: Brettanomyces bruxellensis
Lineage: Eukaryota; Fungi; Ascomycota; Pichiomycetes; Pichiales; Pichiaceae
Exons: 1
Coding region: 1-447 (148 amino acids)
Biological process (GO): regulation of transcription by RNA polymerase II
Cellular component (GO): CCAAT-binding factor complex
Molecular function (GO): protein heterodimerization activity; RNA polymerase II cis-regulatory region sequence-specific DNA binding; DNA-binding transcription activator activity, RNA polymerase II-specific
Source: RefSeq, a predicted model, not a curated record